ACGUGGCACGCGGACUGCCGAACUGAGGAGAAGGAGCGUUUUACAGUAGAAGCAGCGAGCAGCCAGGAAGUCACGGUAGCCCUGCAGAAACAACACCAGCUCAUCUGGACCUGAGACAUGGCCUCAAAUAACGGCUCAGCUGGGAAGUGGGAGGUAGUGAAGAAAGGGAAGAAAAGUAAUUCAGCGGGAGGGAAGACGGAGAAGUCCGGCGGCGGCGGCGGCGGCGGAAGGAAAGCUCUGGGAGAAUCGAAUCAACCGUCCAGAACACCCCUCAAGAUGUCGGAGACUCUCUUUGAAAGUUUGGAGAAAACUGCAAAGAAGAAGAACAAAGAGCAGGUUCCACCAGCAGCUGAUCCUCAGAGCAAGAAACCCUCGUCAAGCAAAACAUCCAAGAAAUCCAACACAAGCAAUACAGUCACGCCUACGAGUUACAGGACUCUGGAAGAAGCCUUCAAAGCUUUGGACGUUGGUGAUCUGAAGCAGCAGUUGGCUCGCAGUCAGUCCCUUUUCCCAGAAAACCCUUCCGUCUGGGUCAAAGACCUCGCAGGAUACCUCAACCUUAAACUGACGGCGCCAGACGUGGAGCCCACACUCAGCAGCUACACUUAUGACUACCCAUACUGCCUUACAGGAAAAGAGCUGAGGGGCGUUAUGAAAGGCCUCAUCGGACGAAGCAGCAAUAUUCUGCCAGAUUUCUUCGACUUCUGUGUCUACACGAUGCUCAGGGAGCUGGACAGACAGCCGGGAGAACCUCUUCACGGAUACAGAGUUUGCAUUCAGGCGAUCCUACAGGACAAACCCAAGAUAGCCACCCAGAACCUGCCAGAGUAUUUGGAGUUGUUGCGGUCCGUUCAGAACCGUCCUGUGAAAUGUUUGACCAUCAUGUGGGCUCUGGGUCAGGCCGGGUUCCACGACCUCAGCCAGGGACUACGAGUGUGGCUGGGCAUCAUGCUUCCUGUGCUGGGAGUCAAGUCCUUGUCUUCAUACGCCAUCGCCUAUCUAGAGAGACUUCUUCUACUUCAUACAAACCUGACAAAGGGAUUUGGCAUCAUGGGUCCUAAAGAGUUUUUCCCUCUGCUUGAUUUUGCCUUCAUGCCCAAGAAUGCCCUGUCACCCAGUUUACAGGAGCAGCUGAGGCGUUUGUAUCCCCGACUGAAGGUCCUGGCCUUCGGAGCCAAACCCGAGAGCACGUUGCACACGUACCUGCCGUCUUUUCUGUCCAGAGCCACGCCGCACUGCCCCGACGAUAUGAAGAGAGAGCUGCUCAGCAGUAUGACGGAGUGUUUAUGUGUGGAUGUUCAGAGUCUUGGAGUGUGGAGGCAGCUUUACACCAAACACUUGCCACAGUCCAGUCUGCUCUUGAACCACUUACUGAACUCAUGGAACUCGCUCCCGCCGAAGGUGCGGAAAAACCUGGAGGAGACGAUCCAGUCUUUUAGAGUGACCAAUGAAGAGAUGAGGGACACGAAUGAGUCUCGAGACCUUCAGGAGUGUAAUACACUGUGUCAGAAUCUUCAGGUGAAGAUGCGUGGUUACGGGUUCCCCUGGUCCAAACUGCUUAUGGUUCUGCUGGUGUUCGCCGCCGGCUUCAUCGCUCAUGACAUCAGAUCUCACGGCUCAGUCGCAGAUUCCACCACAGCCAUGUAUCUGCGCUCCACGGGGAUCACGUCUGUGUCCCAGCAGGCCUGGAGCAAGAUAACGGUCUAUUCAACGCAGGGACUCGGCUGGUUGGAGAAAAACACUCCUCAUUAUUACUCGGAGUGUGUGCGGGUGUUGGGGCCGCUCCUGGAGCAAGGUGCAGAAAAGACUAAAGCAGCGGCAGUCUUCAUGUCUGAAAAUACCACAAAGUUUAUCCUCUGGGUUAAAGAAACAACACCUCUGCUUAUAGAAUGGGUGAACACCAACACUCCGGAGAGUGUGUUCCAGGUGUUGGCUUAUUUAAAAGAGCUCCUCAUCUUCAUCCAUCACAACUAUAUCCUACCAGCUGUGACGCACAUAUCCGAGCUGCUACACCAAGCAUGGACCAACCUGCAGGACUCCUGCAACGGGGAGGUGUCGGUGUCGUGUCUUCAGGGCCACGCCGUGGCCUUCACAAACUCAACGUGGCAGCUGCUCCAGCACACGACUUCGGCCAUCAAAACGUGGGCUCAGGAGCUGCUGACGCGAGCUGGAUAACACAACACACACUGACUCGGUCACACAUGCAAUAUAAUACACACAGUGUGUGUGCAGGUAGAUGCUGUACAUACACACUCUGGCCCAAUGGGAGGCUGCCUUUCAGUGUGAGGGCUCCUCUGAAGCAUGAUUGGUCACGGGUCAGAUUAAAGCAAACUUCAAAUGGACUUCUUUGUUAUUUUUUUCUUUUGCUAAUUUUUAUUAAUCAGUUUGCUGUUGUAUAGAUGUUUCUACCGAUCUUCGUCCCUGCUGGAUGUGGAGGUCUAAUUUUCUCUCCUUGAUUUUUUUACAGCAGGUUUCAGGGGUUUAUUUAGCAGUAUGGUAAUGUAAUUUAUAGAAAAUUCAGGUUUGUAGAUUUAUAACCCGAUUUUUAUUUAAAGAUAGUUAAAAUAAUAAAAAAAAACUCUUUGUAAAGAACAAGGAAGAGAAAACAACUGAGCCACUGAAGACCUCCAUCAUCAGGACCACUUUGUCUCACUCAGCUUUCACCAACCUCAAACCCGUCACCAGGAACCAUCUCAUCUUGGAAGAUUAACCAAGAUCAAAUAAACUCUGUAUUUUUCCCCCUGUCUUUUGCUUUUAUUUGGUUCUUUCAUUUCUGAUGUCUGAGCUACAGGAAGUGAUUUAUGUCAGAAUUGAUCAUAUUCAGCUCUGUUCAUCUUUCACCCAACCAGCUGAUUCACUAACAGCUCUUUGAUGGAUUAGGCAGCAUCAAAUGUCUUAAUUUGUAAUGUAAAUCAUUUAUAAUAAAGACAUAAAUCCCA
This is a messenger RNA of Nothobranchius furzeri (turquoise killifish), 2939 nucleotides long. It is a transcript of the gene tmem214, whose product is annotated as transmembrane protein 214. Gene Ontology annotation, cellular component: Golgi apparatus; endoplasmic reticulum. NCBI's taxonomy places the organism in Eukaryota, Metazoa, Chordata, Actinopteri, Cyprinodontiformes, Nothobranchiidae. The record is from RefSeq and is a predicted model, not a curated record.